Rotaria socialis is the source of this 282-nucleotide messenger RNA. Lineage: Eukaryota; Metazoa; Rotifera; Eurotatoria; Philodinida; Philodinidae. The record is from the annotation of a GenBank genome assembly.
AUGAAGAGGUCCAUAAUUUUAUGUACGAUAUUCAUUACUUUCGCUUUGGUUCUCUACACAGAAGCAAUAAAUAAUAAAUAUGAACGAUUAUUUCCAAUGAAACGUCGUGUAAUAGAACAAGAUGACUUACACGAUGAUAGCAGCAUUGAAGAGAUUGAAAAUGUUCGUCGGGUAUCGUCAGACUGUGAACGCUGUGGUUUACUUCGUCGUCCUUGUUGCUUUCCAAAUUUAUGUCGACGUACAGCUGGUCAACUAAGCGAAUGCUACAAAGUUUCUGGAUAA